CUGAAAGCGCCCACUUCUUGUACCUGAGCCAUCACCUUUCUUUCCCGGUUUUGUCUCAAAUACGCCUCUUAACUUCAUUUUCUGCUUGUCUUCCUCGUUUGUUACCCCUCCUUCCACGGUACACGUGGCCACCACGGGCCACCCCAUUGUCCCUCUACCUUUAGCCUUUUCAAGCUCGAUUCAACUACAUUUACCACUCGCAGAUAAUAGUCACCUUCAAGGAGAUGUCGUCGAAGGGGGUCGCAUUGCUCGUAUGGGUGUUCUUCGUCCACUUGGCUGGCAUCUACCUCUACACACGUGGAUUCCUUCUCACUCGCCUAUCCUUGUCGGAACGCAGCGGAUGUGAAGGUGGACCAUGUACUCUGCAGCCUACACACAAGAGGGCAGUGGUGCUCAUCAUUGACGCGUUGCGAUUCGACUUUGUCAGCCCAGACCCUCCACAACCACCCUCACCGUAUUACCACAACGUCGUGACUUUGCCUGGGCAGAUGACCGCUGCCCAGCCUUCCCAGUCCUUCCUUUUCGACACGUAUGCCGAUCCGCCAACGACGACACUGCAGCGCAUCAAGGGUAUCACGACAGGUUCUCUUCCUACAUUCGUCGACAUUGGGUUCAACUUCGGGGCAACGUCAACAGACGAGGAUUCAUGGGUCAGUCAGCUGAAAGAUGCAGGCAAGAACGUGGCCUUCAUGGGCGACGACACAUGGUCCGCUGUAUUCUCAGACAAGUUAGCACCCGACAUGACGUUUCCGUUCGACUCUUUCAACGUGGAAGAUUUGCACACAGUGGACAACGGCGUCAUCCGGCACCUCCUCCCGCUGAUGAGCAAUGCAUCAGCACCGUGGGACGUGAUUAUCGGACACUUUCUCGGCGUGGACCAUGUUGGACACCGUGUCGGCCCUGACCGACCCACGAUGCACAGCAAGCUGAAGCAGAUGGACGACGUGCUCCGACGCGUGGUCGCGCUUCUUGAGGAUGACACAUUACUUAUCGUGCUCGGCGAUCACGGAAUGGAUCGGCUGGGAGACCAUGGAGGGGAGGGCGCACUUGAGACAUCCGCGGCACUGUGGAUUUACAGCAAGAUUCCGCUGAGCGCGCACACGGAUGCCAUCCCGUCUGAACUGCUCACGACACGGAUGUUUCCUGGAGCCUCCGUCGCUCAUCGGUACGUGCAACAGAUCGACCUUGUACCGUCGCUUUCGCUGCUCCUUGGACUCCCCAUUCCAUACAAUAAUCUCGGUAUGGUCAUUCCGGAGCUGUUCUGGCGCGACGCGCAAGGGACAGAGUUUGAAAAUGCCCUCGAAUUAAACGCACAGCAAGUGAAGAGGUAUCUCGACACGUAUCGCGCGAAGCCGGCGGGCGGAGAACUCGACAGCUCGUGGGCGGAGUUGCAGGAGCGUUGGGUAGCUGUGGAUGCUGCAAGUGGAGAAUCGGGUAAGACCAGGUCGUUCCUGACAGAGGAGUACGUGCGCGCGGCGUUGGAGGCAUGCCGUCUGAUAUGGGCAAAGUUCAACGUGUCGCUGAUCGGGUUGGGACUCAUCUUGCUCGCUGCAGGUAUAGCUUCUUCUUGGGUACUGUAUGUGAAAUUUGGGGAGAUGCAGGAAGAGUGGGGUGAUUGGGCGGGGAAGGUCCGGAGGACCUGCACGAUCUGGACGGCGGUAGGUGCUGUGGUAGGAUGCGGCUCCUACUUCCUGCUGCGCGCUGUGAUCAAGGGCGUUGAUGCCCUCCAGUGCGUCAUUUUCUGCGCCCCGUUUGCGUCCUCGCUCGCCGUUAUCUUCACCAACAAGCCGUCGAGGCUCAACUUCAGCAUCUCGUCUCUUUCUCUUCCCCUCAUUCUUCACGCGCUCUCCUUCGCCUCGAAUUCGUUCAUAUUCUGGGAAGACCGCGUCGUCACAUUCCUACUGCUGUCGUCCAUCGUCCCAUCUGUGCUUACCGGAUUCAUGGCACCCACCGCACGCCUGCGCUACCGCAUCCUUGGGUUCUCCGCGCUCUUCGCAGCGUGUGUCCGGCUGAUGGCGAUGAGCACCGUCUGCAGGGAGGAGCAGCAGCCGUAUUGCCAUGUCACGUUCUUCGCGUCAUCCUCGCUCCCGGAGCCGCCAUUGCUCAUCCUCGUCUUCGCCCUCCCGGCCGCAAUCGGGCUGCCGUUUGCGAUUCGCACGUUCCUCAAGAUAUCGAAGAGUGACAAAGGUGUUGCAAUGAUCAUCCUGCCGUGGUUGAUGCCCAUUGCCCUGCUGCAGGGUGCAAUGCAUUGGAUUGUGGAAUGGUUGGAUAGCGCGGAGGUGUUUGGUCCGGGAUAUGACUGGAUUUUGCGCCCGGGGCGGACGUUCCUCGCUCAGUGCGCGAUGGGCAGCAUCGUGCUGUUCGGCAUAGUGAUAUGGUGGAUGGUCCCACUCUGUCUCGAGAUUAGCACAACGGAGAAGCAGACGACAGCGGCGAAGAGUGCUAUCACGAGUGACGAGGCAUCCAAAGAACCGAAGACGCAGGUCACCAUUCUCGGGUUCGCCAAUUCCUUCGGAGCGUCGUAUCUCAUCCUCUGGUGCACGAUGCUGGGCCUGCUCUACGUCGCAACGCAGCUGACUGGACAGCUCAUUCUUGGCUUGGCGACACUCGCCGUUCUCGCACAUAUUGAAGUGGUGGACAGCGUGCGCGACGUCCAUGCACUCGAAGCGGCGUUCGCAUCCGCGACGCCAUCGCUCGCACUUGAUGCUGACAAUCGGCACAGCGAGCCAGUGUGCUUCUCUGAGAUCGUGCCGUUAGCGCUGCUGGUAGUACAUACGUUCUAUGCAACGGGCCAUCAAUCGACGAUCCCAUCCAUACAGUGGAAAGCUGCGUUUGUGUUGACGCCUACCGUCAGCUAUCCAUUCUCCCCAUUCGUCCUUAUUCUCAACACAUUCGGACCCCAGUUCCUGAUUGCGUUCGCUACGCCGCUACUCGCAUUGUGGAACAUUGCGCCGCUACCACAGCCGAAGGCGAGCGUGCGGGUGCGCGGGGAUGCCGUGCGCGCGGGGCUGGGCAUGAUGCUCUAUCACUCUGUGCUGCUGCUCGCAAGCGCGGUAUGCGCAGCGUGGCUUAGGAGGCAUCUCAUGGUGUGGAAGGUGUUUGCGCCGAGAUUAAUGAGCGCGGCGGCUUCGCUUGUGGCAGUCGAUCUAGCAAUUCUGCUCGGAGUUGGGCUGGGCGUUAGCAGGGUUGCUGGACAGGUCUCGAAAAUGUUUGGUGGAAUGGGCUCAGCCCAAGGAUCUGCCUCGGCUGAGCAAAAAACGAAGUCUUCGUAGCAUAGAACAUUACGUUAGUUCAUAUACCGCAAACAUGAAAGGUGACAAAUGGUGAGGAAUCGUUUAUUUUAAACAGCGCAGACCUGUUGUUCAAAGUCACCAUUUAGGAUCGGGUUUGAAUUGCAUAAUUCAGGCCUCUUAAUUAAGUACAAGGGUUUUGGAUUGAACUGAGCGCUUAUCGAUGAAUUGAAGGCGCGUACUCCUUGUUUCUGAGCCGUCACCUUUCUU
Messenger RNA from Laetiporus sulphureus 93-53, 3500 nucleotides. RefSeq lists its product as uncharacterized. The transcript is spliced from 3 exons. The coding region runs from base 225 to 3272 and encodes 1015 amino acids. Gene Ontology annotation, molecular function: mannose-ethanolamine phosphotransferase activity. The record is from RefSeq and is a predicted model, not a curated record. Lineage: Eukaryota; Fungi; Basidiomycota; Agaricomycetes; Polyporales; Laetiporaceae. Gene Ontology annotation, biological process: GPI anchor biosynthetic process. Gene Ontology annotation, cellular component: endoplasmic reticulum membrane.